AUGAGCUCUUAGAGCAAGAUUAGAAAAUAAAUUAGUAAACGUUUAACAAGAAACGCUGAAACGGGUUGUGAAAUCAAAGAUUCUUCCAUCUUCACUAGAACUAAAUGGACUUUAGAGGAAGAUAAGAAAUUAAUGGCAAAUGUGUCACUAUUUGGACAUCGUUGGCUUCGAGUGGCAUAGAUGAUGGAAUAAAGGAAUGCAUCUCAAUGUUGCCAAAGAUGGAAAAGGAUAAGACUGUGCCAGGGAUUCCAACUGAAUAAGGCUAAAAGAUGGACCAAAGAGGAGGAUGAAACAUUAUUAAAAAUUUAUAAAGAGCUUGGGCCAUCGUGGAAUGAGAUAGCUGAACGUAUGAAAAUCAAAUCGGGUAAGCAGGUGAGACGGAGAUUCAAGAAUGUUCUCGAUCCAAAUCUAAAUCACGGACCCAUCACAGAAGUGGAAGACGAAUUGAUAUACCAAGAAUAUCUGAAGUGCGGGUCUUAAUGGAGUAAAAUAUCCGAGAAAUUGCAUGGAAGAUCAGUAUGCUUUUUAUCAUAAAUAAUUAGGAGAACAUGAUUAAGAAUCGCUUCUAUUCCUACCUGAAGCAGAAAUAUUUGAACAAGCCUAAUCUGUAUUUCAAAGUCAAGCCUUUUGAUGAGAUGGAGAAGGUGCAAAAUUAAGUUAAUUUUUAAGAGGAGUAAAAUAUUCAAAUCACAGAUGAACAAUAAAUACAAUAUGAUUGGGAUUUCAACAAAAAUUCAAAUGAGGUAGUUGAAGACAAUCAAUCAAGUUAGUAUUGGAGUGUGGAAACAAGGGGAUACAUACUUUAGUCUCUGAAAUGA
Molecule: messenger RNA, 818 nt
Organism: Paramecium octaurelia
Lineage: Eukaryota; Ciliophora; Oligohymenophorea; Peniculida; Parameciidae
Source: the annotation of a GenBank genome assembly